CCGCAGCACUUACGGAGUGUGGACGGGAUUCGGUGGUGAGGGUAGUUACCAUGGAGUUGGCGCUGAGGUAGUGGGACGCCGAGGCUGGAGGGAAAGCAACUGCGGGGGUAUUUCCAUUUUAACAGAAAACAAUCCCUGAACCCAAAGGAAUGAAUCCCUAAUGGUGGAGUUUCAGGCAUUGGUGACAGGCUGAACCCGGACUCCCAGGGCCAGUGCUUACACCUGACAAAUGAUGGCCUGAGCUAUGAACAGACAGGACUAUAUGAACACUUCGGUGCAAGAGCCCCCUCUUGACUACUCCUUCCGAAGCAUCCACGUGAUCCAAGACCUGAUGAGCGAGGAGCCACGGACAGGGCUACGACCGUUAAGGCACUCAAAGUCAGGGAAGUCACUGACCCAGUCCCUGUGGCUGAACAACAAUGUCCUCAAUGACCUCAGAGACUUUAGCCAUGUGGUUUCUCUGCUUCUGGAACAUCCAGAGAACCUGGCCUGGAUUGACCUGUCCUUCAACGACUUGACUUCCAUCGACCCUGUCCUGACAACUUUCUUCAACCUCAGUGUACUCUAUCUCCAUGGCAACAGCAUCCAGCGCCUGGGAGAGGUGAACAAGCUGGCUGUCCUCCCACGGCUCCGGAGCCUGACACUCCACGGGAAUCCCAUAGAGGAAGAGAAGGGGUAUAGCCUAGGUUGCCCACGUGUCCCCAGUUUCCAACAACACGAGACAAGAGCUGUGGGAUUCUGCCCUAUCACCUCCCAACUCCUCAACACAGCCCCUCCUCCUUAAAACACAGGUUAAGUGUGAAAGGGCCAGAAAGACAAAAUGCUUGCCAGAGAUCAAACUAUCUCAAAAGAAAGCUGGCUCCCUAAUGAACCCUGAGUUUGCUUCCUGUGUGUCAUCCUUCCCCCAGCCCUACUUCAGACAGAUCUUCCUGCAGGACAGGGCAGUUUUCCCCCCAUCAGGGGUCCUUCAAGAACAAUGUUUUCCUGAGACCUAGACUCCCAGAAGAAGCCAGGCUACCCUCAUCACAGUGGACAAAUCACUUCACUUCACCCCCUCACAGAAGGCCAAGUGCAGCAUGGAGGGGAUUUUCACACCUAAGUUUGUCCCUGAGUCAGUGUCAACCCAGGGGUCAGGAUUUCACCAUCUACCCUAGCACAGACACAUAUAUGUGGCCUGCCCAUGACUACCCACCUGGUCUAUGGGCACAGCUCAAAGAGACAGCUUGGCCCAAUGGAUAAAGCACAUGGCUUGGUAUCAAGACACCAUGGCUACGUCACUACUCAGCUCUGUAUCAUUGGCUAAACCACUUAGUCUCUC
Lutra lutra (Eurasian river otter) is the source of this 1318-nucleotide messenger RNA. It is a transcript of the gene LRRC51, whose product is annotated as leucine rich repeat containing 51. Lineage: Eukaryota; Metazoa; Chordata; Mammalia; Carnivora; Mustelidae. The coding region runs from base 245 to 784 and encodes 179 amino acids. The transcript is spliced from 7 exons. The record is from RefSeq and is a predicted model, not a curated record. Gene Ontology annotation, molecular function: protein binding.